CACGGACCAAUCAAAUCGCUCCUCUCAGUCAGCGUGCGCAGUCUUCCCACAUGAGACCGCCCACAUCAGAAAAAUCUUCUUGUGAGCUUCCCUGAUGCUGCCAAUGUUCGCUGAUUACUCUGAAUAUAGAAGCAUGAGAAGUCAUUUGCACAGACAUGGAUAAAUAUGAGAGACUGAAGAAAAUUGGAGAGGGAUCCUUUGGGAAAGCCAUCCUGGUCAAGUCAAGGACAGAUGGCCGACAAUAUGUUAUCAAGGAGAUUGGCAUCUCCAGGAUGUCGAACAAAGAAAGGCAAGAAUCACGUAAAGAGGUGGCAGUUCUGGCUAACAUGAGCCAUCCAAACAUCGUCCAGUACAAGGAAUCCUUUGAAGAGAGUGGUUGUUUGUACAUAGUAAUGGACUACUGUGAGGGAGGAGACCUGUUUAAGAAGAUCAAUAAUCAGAGAGGGACUCUAUUCCCUGAGGAACAGAUUCUUGACUGGCUUGUGCAGAUCUGCCUUGCUCUGAAACAUGUACAUGACCGCAAAAUCCUACACAGGGACAUCAAAUCACAGAAUAUUUUUCUGACCAAAGAUGGUACCAUUCAGCUGGGUGACUUUGGAAUCGCUAGAGUUUUGAACAGCACCGUGGAGUUGGCGAGGACAUGUAUUGGCACACCUUACUACCUGUCGCCAGAGAUAUGUGAAAAUAAACCAUACAACAACAAGAGUGAUAUCUGGGCCCUGGGAUGUGUCCUGUAUGAAAUGUGCACGCUUAAGCAUGCAUUUGAGGCCGGAAACAUGAAGAACCUGGUGUUAAAAAUUAUCCGUGGUUCGUACCCACCUGUUUCCGUGCAUUACUCCCAAGAUUUGCGCUCUCUCCUGGCCCAGCUGUUCAAGCGCAACCCCCGGGAGAGACCCUCCGUCUCCUCCAUUUUAGACAAGCCAUUUCUUGCUCGCAGGAUUCAUAAGUUUCUCAGCCCUCAGAUUAUUGCUCAGGAAUUCAGCCACUCACUUCACCUUAAUCAGCCUAAAAUGAGUGUGGCCCAGGGAGCACCAGCCAAACGCCCUGCCCCAGGCCCCAUCCCCAUCUCCCCAGCUCAGAAAAUCACAAAGCCAGCAGCUAAAUAUGGAGUAAAAGAAUAAAAAAAAAAUACAAAAAUACAAAUCAGCCCCAUCCCCCGGACUCCCCAGCUCAGAAAAUCACAAAGACCAGCAGCUAACAAGACUGUCCAGGCUCCCCCUCCUGCAGCAGCUCAGAGGAGAGUGAGCCCUGUGGAGGAGGAGAGGAGGAAGCAUGAGGAAGGAGUGAGGAAGAAACGGGUGGAGAUGAUGGAGAGGGAAAGAAAGCAAAGAGAACAGAUGUUGUUACUGAAGGCUGCUCAGAUGAAGAGAUUUGAGAGGGAAAAGCUGAACCGGAUAAACCGGGCACGCGAGCAGGGUUGGAGACAUGUGCUCAGUUCCAGUGGAGGCAGCAGUCCUGAGCGAAAGUUUUAUGGAGGUGGUGGUGGCGGCAUUGGAGCACCACAUUCCCCUGGAAUAGGCCCAUCCCCUGUGCCUGGCCCCACCCCUACUCCUGCUCCUGUUCCUGCUUUAGGUCCAAGUAGAGCUCCAUAUGACCAUGUCCACACAGCAGCUGAAAAACCAUCCAAACCUACACCUAAAGAUGGUGCUGGGGAAGGAGCCAAGUCCUCAGGGGACAAUGGCAGCACUGCUAUAGACUCAGGGUCGCUGAAUGGCCAUGCCUGCAUCCCUGUUAAGGAUAUUGUCAGGAAAGAACCACGUAAAGCAAGUCUCCAAAACGAGCAGAUUUCAAAGAACGACUAUGCUAAUAGGUUUCGAGGGCAGCUGGUGGCAGAGAGGGCUAAGCAGGUGGAAGAGUUUCUACAGCGGAAAAGAGAAGCCAUGCUGAAUAAAGUCCGUGCAGAAGGACAGCUGGGGGCCCGGCAAAGCCUGGCCACCAUCUUUGCAAGCUGGACAAACUCCUCCCGAUGCAGGAGACCCCAAGUCAACAAAGAGGAGGAGGAGUACUUGGCGAGAUUACGACAGAUCCGACUACAGAACUUUAAUGAACGCCAGCAGAUCAAAGCUCGCCUCAGAGGAGAGAAGUAUGACAGUGAUGGCUCAGACAGUCAGGAGUCAUGUGAAGAGGCAGUACUGAGGAGGAAGAAGAUCGAGGCUUUAAAGGCCCAGUCAAAGGCUCGUGCUGCUGUAAUUAAAGAACAGCUGGAAAAGAAAAGAAGAGAAGCAUAUGAGAGAGAGAAGAAAGCAUGGGAGGAUCAUCUUGUUGCACGAGGGGUGAAGGCUGCUGUUGGAGCUGUGGGUGGAGCUCCACCUACUGCAGCCCCUGCCACUCAGCCAUCUGACUCCACCCCUCAGGAAGAUGCUUCCAAAGCCACACCCUCCUCUAGACCCACCACUCCAGCCAUCUCCAUGACUGCUGCUCUGAAGGAUGUGGGCGCGAUUUCAUCAGGACAGAGUUCUCCUAUGAAAGAGGACUCCCUCAAAGCAGAAACAUCAGGUGUACAGAGUGACAAGAAGGAGAUUCUUCACAGACUUAAUCAGAAGGUCCAGACCACUAAGGAAGAUGCUGUGAAAGAUGCCACACCUUGCAGCAUUGCACCAUCCCCAACUCCUCAACAGAUCCAGCCUUCCAUCACAGAAGAAAGACCUCCUGCAGCUGGUGAUAGGAGGAAAUGGGAAGCUGUAGCUCCACCCAUAUUGUCUGUAGCCGAACAAACUCUGGAGGAGACCUGUGCAACUCUGGCAGUGUCUCAGGUGGUAUCUCCAGAGACAGAUGCUCCCUUUGGUGGAGACAGGAAGAAGUGGCAGACUGAUGGUGGCCCUCUUCUGUCUGUGGCUCAGCAGAUGGAAGAAACUAACUUUACAACAGCAGGUCAGCUAACAGAAAAAACAGCAGGUGAAGUCAUUUGCAUGGAUGAUUGGCAGGAGGAGGGGCUAAGGAAGGCUUGGGGGCAGAGUCCAGACUCAGAGGUUCUGAAGGUGUUGGAAGAGGCAGAGCUCCAACCCUUUACCAAGAAACUAGAUCCCGCCAGCACCUGUGACCACACACUGACUGAAAGCCUUAAUCUUAUUGAACAGUCUUUAAAUGUCACUCGUGAAACCAAACAAGUGCCUCUUCCUCAGCCAUGCCAGCCUGCCAUUGGCCUUGCCAAACAAGAAGUGACAUGUCAGGAGACAGUGCCAAUCACAGCAGAGGUUAAAAGUCAGGAACUAAUCCCACAAACAACAGAAGAGAUUCAAAAGACUCCUCCAUCUGGAGAAAGUGAGACAGAGGUGGUGGAUGAUAUGGAGUCAGUAGUUCUAGAUGAAGCCUCUCAGCAAACCUCAAAACCGCCCCCAGCAGAUGUGAUGCAAGCAUGGACAAAUGACACUCCAGUGUCUCCGCCAGCAGAUGGCAGAAUAAUACAAGCAGAGUGCACAGAGAUGAUGCAAAGAGAAGAGAAACACCCUGAACCUGCAGUAGAUGAGUCUUUGUUUGUGAAGCUAAGCAGUAGUCCAGCUCACAAACGAGCAGUAGCGUUGGCCAUCCUGUCUGCUCAGUCCUCACUGGAAGACUCUUCCUCCGUCACCUCACGUUCACGCUCUGUCUCUCCACUGCGAUCCCAAAGGCAUGGCAACGCACUUCUCAUUGGCCUCUCUACUGGCCUCUUUGACACAAACAACCCAAAGAUGCUGCGGACGUGCUCCUUACCAGACCUCAGUAAAGUAUUCAGUGAUGCUGCAGAACCUGAAGUUGCAGUCGCUCCUGACAACAACCUGGAGAUUGAAGAUCUGGAGGAUAAAGCGGAUGAGCAGUCUGAACCUGAGGAUGUGUAUGAGGAUGAUGAUUUGAGGGAGCUCAGAGCAUCUAUGGAGAGGCUUCUCCAGGAGCAGCGCAGUGAUGAUGAAGAUGAUGACGCAGAGGACGACGAUGGCGGUGGAUCCAACAGUAGUCCAGCUGAUGAAGAGGCAGCUGGUCUUAAUGGGUUGGCUAGUGCUGGUGUUGACAAAUGCAGUCCAGAGGAGGAGUGUUUUAAUGGAAUGGCUGAGGAAGAUGAUGAUGUUAGCCAUGGUGGAGAAGAGCCAGGAGGGCCAGUUACUAACGGAAUGGAGGUUGAGGAGGAUGAAGAGCAGAACAGUAGUGAAGGCCACCUCAAUGAGGAGUGGCAGUCUGAUGACAGCGAGGAAGAGGAUGUGGAAGACCUAGAGCAACAGGACAGUAUCUUCAGUCGUCUGGAGGAGCUGCGGUUCCAUCUCGAGCAGGCCAUGGGCUUUGAGAACUUCAUUCAAGCCUACAACAAGAUCAAGGCCAUUCAUGAGGAUGAAGAUGAGAACAUUGCAAUGGGCUCCAGCAUGGUGCAAAGCAUUUUAGGAACCAAGCACCAACACUUGUAUCCUAAAAUCCUCCAUUUGGUGAUGGCAGAUGGAGCUUAUCAGGAAGAUAAUGAUGAAUAGAAGUUAUUCAUCCAUGCUGUUGGCAGCCUUGGACAAUCUGCUGGCAGGCUGAAGUGUUCCCAUGAUGCACUCUGACAGGCUGAGGAGGUGCAUGUCGGGGAAGGGGGGUUUGAGAGAGAGGGGGUAAAACGGGAAAUGGUCCACUCAAGCAUGGGCAGUUUAAAGUCCACGGUUGACUGUAGUUCUACUUCCAUAUCCCAAGUCACUGAAGCACUACUUUGUAAAUUUUGUGCAUAUAAAUGUGCUGUGGAUGAUAAUAUUUAACCAAAGCGUAGCCGAGUGUUAGCAGGUGAGAAGUCGUCUCCAACAGAGAUGUACAUGUGUGUCCUCCUAGCUGAUGACAGACUGUAUGUGAAAUGCUGCUCGUGCUGUAUUCACAACAGCUGAAGCCAUGGAAACUGCUUUUUAAGGCUUUAGACUGGCCAGGGAGGUUUCAGGGGUCAGAGGUCAAUUAUCUGCCCAAUAUCUGGUGCUCGCACACAACAGGCAGUGGGUUCUAAUCAGCUGUCUACCUCAGACAACAGAUCAGUCUAAACGUCUUGUCUAAAAAAUCCAGACUCCUCAAAUUUUCUAAACCUCUUUUUCUACUUUUUACACAUCGUUUACAUAACAUGCUCAAAAUUACUUAGCCUUAGCUUUCAAGAUUUCUUAAUGGUAAAUCUUAAAGCAUUAUUUCUAUGCAGAUGAAGUUCUUAUCGGGGUUUUUAAUGUGGCAGUUCACCCAAAAUUAAUAUUCUGUCAUCAUUUACUCCCCCUCAUGUUUUUUUGUUCGUCACAUGAAAUGGAUGGGGGCCACAACAACAUUGGACCCCAUUGACUUACACUUGCAUGUAAAGAAAAAAUAAUACAGGUUUGGAACUGCACGAGUGUGCGUAAAUGAUGAUAGAAUUUUCAUUCUUUGUGAACCGUCACUAUAAGAGCAUUUAUAAAUGCUGUGCACAUGCUUUAUGCAUGUUGUAUGCAGCUGCACCUCCAGUGGGUUGUAUUAAAUGACCUCUUUGUUUUAGUUGCUGACAAAAUGUGGCUUGAAAGUGUACAGAAAGUCGUUUAAUAAUUUGCAAGCAUUACUGUUUGUUUGCAUGUCAGAAUAUGUAUAUCUUUGUACUGAGAAAUAAACGUCGUUUUUUUUUUUUCAAA
This is a messenger RNA of Cyprinus carpio (common carp), 5570 nucleotides long. Its product is annotated as serine/threonine-protein kinase Nek1-like. The record is from RefSeq and is a predicted model, not a curated record. Gene Ontology annotation, biological process: protein phosphorylation. NCBI's taxonomy places the organism in Eukaryota, Metazoa, Chordata, Actinopteri, Cypriniformes, Cyprinidae. Gene Ontology annotation, molecular function: ATP binding; protein kinase activity.